This is a messenger RNA of Triticum turgidum subsp. durum (durum wheat), 270 nucleotides long. The record is from the annotation of a GenBank genome assembly. Lineage: Eukaryota; Viridiplantae; Streptophyta; Magnoliopsida; Poales; Poaceae.
AUGUCUCAGAACAACCCCUCCCAGCUCCUCCCCUCAGAGCUGAUCGACCGGUGCAUCGGAUCCAAGAUUUGGGUGAUCAUGAAGGGAGACAAGGAGCUCGUCGGCACCCUCUGCGGGUUCGACGUCUACGUCAACAUGGUCCUCGAGGACGUCACUGAGUAUGAGUAUACCGCCGAGGGCCGGCGCAUUACGAAACUUGAUCAGAUCCUCCUCAAUGGCAACAACAUAGCCAUCUUAGUUCCUGGUGGUUCACCGCCAGAUGCUGCAUGA